Chelonoidis abingdonii (Abingdon island giant tortoise) is the source of this 9132-nucleotide messenger RNA. The record is from RefSeq and is a predicted model, not a curated record. NCBI's taxonomy places the organism in Eukaryota, Metazoa, Chordata, Testudines, Testudinidae.
GCUUCCAUUGCAGGGACGCUAGGAACUGGAAGCAAUCUCGAUGAAUCCGAAAGAAUGAUGAAGUCCUCUGUACAUACGGAAGAGGAUGACUUUGUUCCAGAGCUUCAGAGAAGCAUUCAUCCCCGAGAGAGGCCGGAUUGGGAAGAGACUCUCAGUGCUAUGGCGAGAGGUGCAGAUAUCCCUGAGAUUCCAGGGGAGCUGCCACUUCGGAUGUGCGGCAGCACAGCGAGCAUGAAAGUGAAGAAUGUGAAAAAAUCCAUCAACCCGGAACUGAUGGGCUGUGAUGCCUUUCACAGGUUAUCCUUUACCAAAGGCCACUUUCCGAAGAUGGCAGAGUGUGCACAUUUCCAUUAUGAGAAUGUGGACUUUGGCAACAUACAGCUUUCACUCCCAGAGGAACAGAAUGAAGUAACAAGGAACGGCUGUGAAUCCAAGGAACUGGUCUACCUUGUGCAAAUCUCUUGUCAGGGCAAGAGCUGGAUUGUGAAGCGGAGUUAUGAAGAUUUCAGAGUACUCGAUAAACAUCUCCACCUAUGUAUCUAUGAUCGACGUUUCUCUCAGCUCUCAGAGCUACCCCGCUCCGAUGCCCUGAAGGACAGUCCAGAGCUUGUCACCCAGAUGCUGAUGGCUUACCUGUCACGGCUCUCAGCCAUCGCGGGCAACAAGAUCAACUGUGGGCCUGCCCUCACAUGGAUGGAGAUUGAUAACAAGGGGAAUCACCUGCUAGUCCAUGAAGAAUCAUCCAUUAACGUGCCUGCCAUUGCGGCUGCCCAUGUUAUUAAGAGAUACAUUGCUCAGGCAGCAGAUGAACUGUCCUUUGAGGUGGGAGACAUUGUGUCCGUUAUUGACAUGCCGCCAAAGGAGCUGACCACAUGGUGGAGGGGCAAACAUGGAUUUCAGGUGGGAUUCUUUCCGAGUGAGUGUGUUGAGCUAAUUAAUGACAAAGUUCCUCAAUCUAUGACCAACUCUAUGCCAAAACCAGUAUCCCCUGCCCACGGAGCCUGUCCAGCGUCUUGGAGCUACUUCCCCCCUUAUUUGGAGAUGGCUAGUGUAAAGCCAGGUUCUGCAUGUGUCACAGAGGCUCUGAACCAGUCCCAGCUGAGCUCAGUGUCAAAAAAACACGGCAAGCUCAUCACUUUCCUGCGAACAUUCAUGAAGUCGCGCCCAACAAAACAGAAACUGAAGCAACGCGGGAUCCUGAAAGAGAGGGUGUUCGGGUGCGACCUGGGAGAGCAUCUCCUCAACUCCGGCCAUGAUGUCCCCCAGGUCCUCAAGAGCUGCACCGAAUUCAUUGAGAAACACGGCAUUGUGGAUGGAAUAUACCGCCUGUCGGGAAUUGCGUCAAAUAUCCAGAAGCUACGCCACGAGUUUGACUCAGAGCAGAUCCCUGACUUGACUAAAGAUGUUUACAUUCAAGAUAUCCACUGUGUGGGCUCCCUCUGUAAGCUCUACUUCCGCGAGCUCCCCAACCCCCUGCUCACAUAUCAGCUGUACGAGAAGUUCUCAGAUGCUGUGUCUGCUGCUACAGAUGAAGAGCGAUUGGUUAAAAUUCAUGAUGUCAUCCAGCAACUACCCCCACCGCACUACAGGACACUGGAGUUCCUAAUGAGGCACUUGGCUCAUCUAGCUGAUUACUGCUCCAUCACAAAUAUGCACACCAAGAACUUAGCAAUUGUCUGGGCACCGAACCUGCUAAGAUCGAAACAGAUAGAGUCUGCCUGUUUCAGUGGAACAGCUGCCUUCAUGGAGGUCCGAAUCCAGUCGGUGGUGGUAGAAUUCAUCCUGAAUCACGUUGAUGUUCUCUUCAGCUCCAAACUCAGCUCAGUCAUACGAGAUGGGGCAGGUCACACUUCCUUAUCACGCCCCAAAUCACUGCUGGUGUCCUCGCCCUCAACUAAGCUGCUCACCCUGGAGGAGGCACAAGCAAGGACGCAAGCCCAGAUCAACUCCCCUAUAGUGGCAGACAGUAAAUACAUUGAAGUGGGAGAAGGCCCUGCUGCAUUACAGGGGAAAUUCCACACCGUCAUAGACUUUCCAUCUGAAAGAAAAAGACCGCCCAACAAGAUGAAGAAAUCUCCUGUUGGCAGUUGGCGCUCCUUCUUCAACCUGGGAAAAUCCUCUUCUGUCUCCAAGCGGAAACUGCAGCGCAAUCCAAGUGAGCCCUCCGAAAUGAAAGCCAUAGCGCUGGCAGGUGGGAGAGGAGAUAGCGGGACCCUGCGCUCAGCUAAAAGUGAAGAGUCUCUCACUUCCCUGCAUGCUGUGGAUGGUGAAUCUAAACUGUUCCGGCCUAGAAGACCCAGGUCCAGUAGCGAUGCACUGUCUGCUUCCUUCAAUGGGGAGCUCCUGGGGACCAUGAACCGCUGCAAUUCUUAUGAUAACCUGCCCCAUGACAAUGAGAGCGAUGGGGACGAGGGGCUGAUUCAUGUUCCUGCCCUCAUGUCUCCUAGGUCAGCAGAAGAUGUUGACCUGAGCCCACCGGAUAUUGGAGUAGCUAGCCUGGAUUUUGAUCCUAUGUCUUUUCAGUGCAGUCCACCCAAGACAGAGUCUGAGUGCCUGGAUAGCAGCAUCUCUCUGUUGGAGUCCAUGGGUUUUAACGAGGACAAGCCAAGCGUAGCUAAGAAGGACUUGGAGUCUGGUAGCCAGAGUCAGACCCCUGGCAGUGCCACAAGCUCUGAACCAGUGUCCCCCUUCCAAGAGAAAAUGAGUCCUUUCUUUACUCUGGACCUGAGCCCAACUGAGGAGAAGGCAUCCAAAACCCACUCCUUCUCGGAGAAGGUCACCUAUGCCUUCUCACCUAAGACAGGGCGAAAGCCAGUCAAGUCUCCACUGGUGACUAUAUCAGAGCCAGUCUCUUUGACGCUGCCCAGACAAGCAUGCGAAGGGAUGCCUACUGCUGCGGGGAGCACGGCUUCUUCAAACUGGAGCAAAAGCAUCAGUGAAGCCACAGACAGGUCCCCAACACAGAGGAUGUCUUUGCCCCUGAAAGCCAGCGAGAUGGCAGCAGGUGAGGGAUACCACCAAGAGGCCCAGACCCAGCUGACUGCUGCCAAGCCAGAGCUGCAACAAGAAGGGGAGCGCCCCAUGCCAAGCAGCCAGAAUAAGACUGUACCUUCUGGACCCACUCAGCCAGGAGCAGUUGCCCUCGACUCCCCCCAGGAUCCUGUUCCUGUCACUUCUGUGUCUCUUGUCCCUCCUCCUCCUCCGAAAAAUGCAGCACGCAUGCUGGCCUUAGCGUUAGCUGAGUCCGCACAGCAAGCGUCUACUCAGUCUCAGAAGAAAGCAGGAGAUGCUCAUUCUGACUGUACAAAUUACGGAGAGACUGACAUUGGUAUAGCUAUAGAAAAGGUCCACCUCUCUGCGGGGGCUGCUCCAGACAAGCUCCAUCUGUGUACUGGUGUUCCCGAGAACCAAAUCCACUUCCAGAGCGGGGCACCUGCAGAUCAGUUCCAGAGUGGGGCACCUGUAGACCAGGACCUCAGCAGGACACCUGGGGACUGCAGUCAUCUACACAGUAGUACACCUGGAAACAGGGACCAGCCCCAUCUGCAUACUGGGACGCCUGGGGACCUGCAUAGUGGCACAAAGGUGGACUGGAACCACUCCAACUUCCAUACUGGAACAAUGGGGGACAAGGACCACUUCCCCUCCCAUCCAGGUGGCCCUGGAGAUUGGGCGUACACUCCUCUCCAUACAGGUGCUUUGCUUGGCCGGGAACCAUCCACAACAGAUGUGCCUAUAGACAAGCCACACCUCCAUACUUGCAUAUCUAUGGAUAAGUAUCACAUCCCUGUGGAGAAGCUUCAUCUCCCUGCCAGCACAGCUGAUGACAAACUCCAGCCUCCUCCUAUAGCUGCCAGGGAGAAAACCGCCAUGGCUACAAUGACAUUCAUGACAACUAUCCAGACAUCAGCUACUGAGAUGAGUCAUGGAACAGCAGGUCAGCACACGGCCCCUGAACCCACCGCUCAGGCAGAUGUUACUGUCACAGCUGCUCAGCGCAUUCUUAUGACCAAUUCCCUAGCACCAUCUCAGAGACAGGCAGACCAUCAGCCAGCCAUGGGACAAGUUCCAGCCGUAGCCACCAGAGAAUCAAGUACUUCCAACCAGGUACGAGGAGCGCCGCCUCCAGAGAAGCUGCCUGAGCCUCGACUAGCGGAGCUUGCUCCAGUUUUUGUCACCGAAAGUAGCUCUGCUAUCUGCUGUACCUCAUCCACCCCUGCGUCCCACCAGGGUCAUUUGGAAAAGUCCCGGGAGAACGUCAGGGCUCCCUCUUUGCACCUGCGUUCCGAAUCGGUCCCCACACACUCCUCCUAUGGCUUUGCACCCCCCAUCCCGCCCGUGAGAACGCUGGAAAGUAAGAUAGCUGCAGCCAUGCACUCCAACAGUGUGGAUGCAGUGAAUACCUCCAGUUACCAUUCCUUCCUGGUUUCCUCCAUUCUGCCAUCGUCUGGGGAGGAGGCUUUGCCCCCGCCACCACCGCCCAAGCACGCCUCUCUGCAGUCUGCCUAUCUGCCCCAUCCCAAGCCAGAGAGCACCCCUGAGCUGCCCAUGCCAGAGAACUAUCUGCACCACAAGCCAGCAUCCGUCCAUCAGUACAGGCCGGAGAGCGUCCCGCCACAUCUCUCCUACCACGGCAAGUCCGACCAGCACCAAGCUUACGCCUCCAGGUCAGAAACACCCACUUCCAUGGGCCCCCGCUACACCGCCUACGCCAGCCAAGGGAAGAAUACGUCAGCCCAUCACUCCAAGCCUCGCAGCCGCGUGGAAUAUGCAUCCUCCAUGAGCCCUACCACCCUGCGAAGCACCGGGUACGCUGAGGACGCUCCACCCUACCCCACCAUCCGCAGGGUGCAGUCACUGCACAUUUCCACCCCUUCCACCAUCCGCUCCGUCCCCAUUUCGCGGACAGAGGUGCCUCCCGAUGACGAGCCUGUGUACUGCCCGCGGCCCCUUUAUCAGUAUAAGCCAUGCCAGCCCCACUCAGAUUAUCACGUCACUCAGCUACAGCCUUACUUCGAGAAUGGGCGUGUGCAUUACAGGUAUAGCCCUUAUUCCAGCUCGUCUGGCUCCUCCUGUUACCCCACAGCAGCAGACGGGGGGUUUUAUGACCUAGACCCCUACAGCACAAUGCGGCUCAGGCAUUUCCACCCCCUUCCUAGCCGAGACUUUGCAUCCUACACCUCCAGGCUGCAAAGUAAGAAUCUGUACCGCUAUCCCGGCCUGCCUGCCUAUCCUCGGGGAGGCCUGAUGAGCCACCUGGCAGGAAAAGAGCACAGCUUUAUCAGCAGAGAUGUGCCCCCAGCCCCGGACAUCAAGCACACAUACAUGUCAUGGGAUCUGGAGGACAUAGAGAAAUACCGCGUUCAGUCCAUCCGCCGGGAGAGCCGCUCACGCCAGAAAGUGAAAGGGCCAGUGAUGUCUCAGUACGACAACGUGGCUCCUGUGCUGCAGGAGGAGCUUGGGGGGGUGGACAUCAUCCAUCUCCGCAGCAAAUCGGAUCCUGGGAAAACUGGUCUCCUGACUGUAGCCGAAGGGAAAGAAGGGAGAUAUCCAACCAAGGCAGCCACCCCCGAAGGGGACGAACGUUACUAUCUGCAGCACUCCGAGCUGGAGCCGGACAGAACCCAUUACCAUGGGGCCUAUGGGAACGGGCAGUCAGAGAAGCCUUCCCUUCCCCAAAAGCAGAGCAGCAUCAGGAGCAGAAAGCUGCACGAGCCAGAGCACAGGGGACACCUGCAGCAGGAAGCAAGCCAUCGGCAGCCUUCGGAAUCCAAAAACGGGCCCCCUUACCCAGACUACAGGCCAAAGGGUGGCCAGGAAGCCACGGAGCAUAUUGGUUUCCAGCACUCGGGUGGGAAGUACGUCACAGCCGGCCAGGAGGCCCUGCGACCUAACCACAAGGAGGCAAAGCUGGCAGAGGACCGGCCAGACUUAGAAAGGCCUCGAGCCAGGCAAACAGGCCCUGGCGAGAAACACACCAGGGACUGCUAUAAUAAAGAGGAGGAGCACCACGUCCAACCCAUGGCGCCGCCUCCCAAGCCAGAACGGAGCCACAGCCUCAGAAUCCGGCAUCCGGAGAACAUGGACAGGGACCCUGGCCUCCUGUACCCAUACCAAACCCUUGGCAAACGCCAAAGCAGUAUGACAGUGGUGUCCCAGUAUGAUAAUUUGGAGGAUUACCAUACCAUGCCUCAGCACCAAAGAGGGGGCUACCUUGGAGUAGGGGCAUUCAUGCCCCCUGGCUUUCCCCAUUCACACAGUAGGACAUAUGCCACAGCAUUGGGCCAGGGGGCCUUCCUUCCUACAGAGCUGUGUUUGCAGAGGCCGGAAACAGAGAUCCAUGCCGAGUGAGCAGGGGGAAGGAGGGAUAGAGCCUAAGCAGCCUCUGCUGGACAGUGGACUGUUUUAUUUUUUCAGUGACAAAAUUAAAAAAAAAAACCCACCCCCCUGAGCAAAGCAGACCCUCUCUCAACCCUGCCACCAGCUCACCACUCAAUGUUUGUCCUAGGUGUAUAGUUUUUUUUCGUGUUGUUUGAAGGUUGGAAUAAUCGCACAGGCUGUGUUGGCAUGUGGAAAGAUGAGCCAGGACCCAGAGAGGCAGAGCAGAUCUGAAAGAGGCAUGGUGGGGAGGGGAGAAGGGGGGUUCCUUCCCCUGGUUUGACAUGGGCUGGUGGUUGCAUUCAGCUCCUGUUUGGCAUAUCCAGUCACUCUCCCAACUGCUAACAUCAGAGGAGUUGCAUGGAUAGGUUUUACCCUUUGAAUGAGAUGCCGUUGGGGAAUCUCUGUCCUGACCCUUUCAGAUUGAAUCAGUAACACACCACAAGCUGUGGGGUAAGGACAGCUUCAAAGUGUUUGGUGCUCUGCAUCCCCUUGAAAAUUAUGUAGGGAUAGACUGGGCCUAAUCCAGUUCCCACUGAAGUGGGAGGGAGAUUGGCUGCAAGCCAGGUCACAGAGCUGUUACAGAAAAACAUUGAACAAGCAGCUUCUAGCUUGAGAAGGGAUGUAUACUGAAACUCAAGCAUUCACCUUCAUACUGAUACAAUAAAUGGAGACAGAUUUUGAAAGUGAAGUAAGCCAGGGCAGCACUUCUACCUUUGAAAGUAAAAAAACCACCCUCUCCCCUGCCACACACACUCUUGGGCACAGGUGAUUGAGCAGCAUACACAUUUCAUUCUUAUUCCUCUUUACUUACAGGCUACCAGCUAUUUAAUUGCACAUCCUAGCUGGCCAGAAACUACCCUCUAUUUACAGUGUCACUAGAUGAUUGUGUCCAGCUUGUAAACUAGAGCACAGGUUCCCUGCUGGGAGCGACUUGCAUAACCACCAACUUACCUGCGUGACCACAGAAUUGCUCUGGGCCAAAUAACUCAGUACUUCAGGGAAAACUCCCGUUGACUUUCAUAUGUGACCUACAGGAUGAGGCUCUCUUUUUAGCACUGUCUGACUCACGAGAUCACAGUGAGUCGCUCUAGGUACAGAGCAGUUAUGUGCUGUGUGUGCUAUGAAAUAGCAUUGCCUCCCUUACUGCAAGUGUUGUUCACACCAGGAUUCAGUCAUUGGGGCGAGGUGAAGGGAUGGAACAAUGCAUCUUUAUAACACACCCCUGCUGUUGCCCUGCCUAUUUAAAACGCUCUCCCUACUUCCUAGAAACAAGUCAGCGUUUCAUCUGCAGCCUCUCUGGAUUCACAGCCAUUUUAAUCCCACCUUAAAGCACAUACGUUUUAUGAGACAGGGCUUCCUAGAAAAUACUUGUGAUUUAGCAUUUAAAAUCUUCAGAGUUCACCCAUGCUACGGGGACCUUUUAUGUGCUGUUGGAUCACACAAUUUCUCUACCUGUUUGGAAAUUCAGAGUUUACUUAAAGCAUCUGAGAAGUUCUCUUAGCUGAAAGUCCUUCAGCUGACAUAGCUAAGAUUAUUAAAAGGAACUCAUGUCAGAGCCUCGAACAAGUGUUUUAUUGAUUGCUAUUUUUGGCUUUUAAAGUAAUAGUAAAAACCUGUCAACGCUCACAAGGGAACACCACACUUCUAGUAGGUACCUAGUCAUUAGCAGUUUGGUUCUUUUAAUCUCAGCCUUUUCUGGGUCUAUUUCAACUAGGAGAGCCUGUGGUCUGAUUUUAUUGUGCAAUGCAUUGUUUUAAGAAGAAUUUGUUUAAUAUAGAGAGUUUUUCCUAAAUGUUAUGGAAAUAAAUAUAGCUGUCAGGAAAAAAGCACUGUGAUCCAGGUUACCUCAGUAUCAUUCGCCUUGUGACUAACUAGAGUAUGUGUUGUUUUUCUGGAGGUUUUUUUGGAGGGGGUGGGGUGUGACAGAAUAAAGCAUGAAAGGGCUGUUAGCUGAAAACUCAGAGCCACUUAGGGGACCAGCCAUUCUCUCUGGGCUACUAGCCAAUUCUGCUAGUAAACCUGGCUUUCCUGAUACAAUCUGUGCAGGGGAGUCUAGCUACAGUACUCAGUCAAGCUAUGUUUAGAGACUAGUAUUGGGACUUAGCACUUCAUCUCCCCUCUGCUGCUCCAGAGUGUUCUGGAUUUGGGGCAGGAACAAAAAGUCAUUGGUUAGGAUUGAGGUGACAAGGAGAGCCUGUCAAACCUCUCUCCCUCCCUCCCUCAACGCCUUAAUUUUCCCUUCAACUCUUUGUAUUGGCCUUAAGUUACCCAAAGAAUGCUCCCCAUGAGACAGCUGAGCUGAGCUCCCUCGAACACUGAACAUCUCUGCUCAUUUGCCUGCACUUGUUGCCUAUCUUGAAGCUGCCCUGCUCCUAUAGGGUAUAAGCCCCAUCUCCCAACUAUUUCACUCCUUACGAGUAGUAGCAGCAAGAGACAGAGCCUGGGAUCUCCGCCUGCUCCAUUGUUCACUGCAGGACAGUCCGCACAGCGCCCUACCAUCAUUGGUUUCUGUGAAGUCAAGGCCCCUCAGCACCAUACAGGAAUGGCCCCGUAAGUGAACAACCGACCCCAUCAUUAAGGCCUUGUCUACACUUUAAAAUUAAUCUGGAAUAAGGCAGGGUGUGACUUUAGAGCAGACCAGCUAGUCCUGAAUCACCUCCAUGGAUGGAUGCUCAUAUACCAGAAUAAGAGUGCUUUAUUCCCAAUCAGAUUAAUCCCUGGAUUAAACUAACUCAGGCGUUCUUAAUCUGG